AUGCCGGCGGCCUGCGCGGCUAGGGUUUUCCAAUUCACGAGGGAAUUGGGGCACAAAUCGGACGGGGAGACAAUCGAGUGGCUGCUGCAGCAGGCGGAGCCAGCGAUUAUCGCGGCGACGGGUUCGGGUACAAUCCCGACCAAUUUCUCCACGCUGAAUGUCUCGCUGAGGAGCGGCGGCGGAUCUAGCCUCUCGGCGCCUCCGUCGAAAUCGGCGCUGCCGCACUCGUUUCACGGAGCGCUUGCUCUGGCGGCCGCGCAGCAGCAGCAUUACGAGGAAGGGUUUGCCGCCGCGCACCCGACGCUUCUAGGGUUCCACCACCAGCACCAACACCAGCAUAUGUUGUCGGCGGAUCAAAUUGGGGAAGCUCUGCCCAGCGCCAGCGGCGGAGAAAGCGGAGGAAGGGCGGAUUCGGGGGAGAAUUACAGGAAGAGGUUUAGGGAGGAUUUGUUCAAGGAUGAGAAUCAUCAGCAGCAAGAAGGCGGAGAGAGUAGCGGCGGCGGCGCAGAGGGAGGAGACGGCAGGGGAUCUCCGAAUAAAAUCCCCAAACAACAGCAGGAAGCAGGGCCAGCGUCAUCGCCGUCAGCCUCUUCUCCGCUACUCCGUCCAUCCAACAGCAGGAAACAAGAGAUAGGGUUUGUUUGGGUUUGA
This is a messenger RNA of Linum tenue, 651 nucleotides long. The record is from the annotation of a GenBank genome assembly. NCBI's taxonomy places the organism in Eukaryota, Viridiplantae, Streptophyta, Magnoliopsida, Malpighiales, Linaceae.